This is a messenger RNA of Pseudomassariella vexata, 891 nucleotides long. RefSeq names its product mitochondrial carrier domain-containing protein. Gene Ontology annotation, biological process: transmembrane transport. The record is from RefSeq and is a predicted model, not a curated record. Lineage: Eukaryota; Fungi; Ascomycota; Sordariomycetes; Amphisphaeriales; Pseudomassariaceae. The transcript has a single exon. Gene Ontology annotation, molecular function: transmembrane transporter activity. Bases 1 to 891 code for a protein of 296 amino acids.
AUGUCUGCAGACUUUUGGGCGGGCUAUGUCAGCGGCGCAGUGGGAAUUGUCAUAGGAAACCCCCUUGACCUGAUCAAGGUCCGGUUGCAGGCGAAAGACGCAAUACCAGCUCAGACGACAGUGUCCUAUGCCCGACAGUUCGAAACCCCAUCGUCCUUGGUAACAGGUACUGCGGCCCCAGUGCUAGGUUACGGUGCAUUGAACGCGCUUCUGUUCGUCUCCUACAACCGGAGCGAAGCUGCCAUUAACAACUAUCUCGCAAUCUCGCCGAACCUUUGGACAACAUGGGCAGCAGGGGCCAUCGGCGGGCUCGCGACAUGGGUCGUCAGCACCCCAACAGAGCUCGUCAAAUGCCGUGCACAACUCUCCUUGCCUCCAACAUCAAGCUGGAAGAUCGCAAGGCAAAUUGUGAAGAGUGAAGGGUUUCGAGGCCUGUACUUUGGUGGAGUGGUAACGGCGCUUCGGGAUAGCAUUGGAUACGGUUUUUACUUCUGGUCUUACGAACUCAGCACUCAGCUGAUAACUUCGAGUAAGCAAGAAAAGUCGCUCACUAAGGAUGCUGCAAGGGUGUUACUGUGUGGCGGUUUGGCUGGAGUCGUCACUUGGGCCAGUGUCUUCCCGCUCGAUGUCAUCAAGACUCGAGUGCAAGCGCAGACUAACGAGCCUGCGGCUAUGGCUCUACUUGGUGAUCAGACGAAGGUCCACAGACGGGCUGGUGCGAUUGAGGUGGCGAAGGAGGCGUAUAGACAAGGUGGAUUGCGGGUGUUUUUCCGGGGUUUGACUAUUUGCAGCGUGAGGGCUUUCGUGGUCAGUGCCAUCCAGUGGGCGGUUUAUGAGGGCAUAAUGCAUGAACUCGAUCAGGGAAAACAGAGGUCGGUAGAGCCUGUAUAG